AACACAAUUCUUAAUCACCAACAGAGCAAAUACUGCAUAGCCACCAUACUAUUUCCUCUCUCUUACAAUCAAAACACCCACUUUGAAAUGUCGAUCUCGAAAGUCCUAGGGUUUCUGAUUCUCAGCUGUCUAGUGAUCGCUUCAGCGAUGGCUCAGUCUCCUUCUCCAGCUCCGUUCAUAGGCGGAGGAAGGCGAGUUAUCUCUCCUUCUCCGUCUAAAACACCGACACCAGAAUCCUCCGUCGCGUCUCCUCCAUCACUACCUCAAGCGGAUUCUCCUUCCAUCGAUUCCGCAGCAGUGACUCCGUCUUCCAUAUCAGACUCGCCAUCAGAAGCUCCUGCUCCAUCACAGCAGAGCAGCGCCGUUUCCAACCAAUACACUGUUUUCGCUGGAUCCAUCGCCGUUAUUCUAUACGCUGCCGUUUUGGCUUUCUAAUCUCUAAUGGAGCCUCAUUUAUUUAUGUCAUAUUUUCAGAAAACUAUUAUGUAGGAAGAUGAUUCUUUUAUUUUUAUUGUUGUUUUGUUUUUCAGCUUCUCUUUUAAUUUGCCUCACCAGGAUUUGUACUGAAUGUUGAUAUGUUCAGAGUCUUAGCUUGAUUUAUUUAUUUUAAAACUAUUGCCAUA
This is a messenger RNA of Brassica rapa (field mustard), 623 nucleotides long. Its product is annotated as classical arabinogalactan protein 1-like. The record is from RefSeq and is a predicted model, not a curated record. NCBI's taxonomy places the organism in Eukaryota, Viridiplantae, Streptophyta, Magnoliopsida, Brassicales, Brassicaceae.